Molecule: messenger RNA, 824 nt
Organism: Prunus avium (sweet cherry)
Lineage: Eukaryota; Viridiplantae; Streptophyta; Magnoliopsida; Rosales; Rosaceae
Source: RefSeq, a predicted model, not a curated record
AAACCCUCCACUCAGUUAUGGCAUUGCAAUUCCGCUCUUUGCUCUUUUGUGUGCUGCUGCUUCUCCUUGGCCUUGCAUUGGCAAAUACCAAUGCUGCCGGGACAGAUCCACCUGUUGUUUGUGCAACUCUCAAUAGGACCGAUUUCGAUAUUCUUUUUCCGGAGUUCACAUUUGGCGCAGGAUCAGCAUCGUACCAAGUAGAAGGUGCUGCAAACGAAGAUGGUAAAGGACCGAGCGUAUGGGAUACCUUCACCCACGACCAUCCAGAAAAGAUCGCUGAUGGCAGCAAUGGAGAUGUUGCUGUUGAUCAAUAUCACCGCUAUAAAGAAGAUGUGGCAAUGAUGAAGGAUAUGGGGUUGGAUUCUUAUAGGUUCUCUAUCUCAUGGUCUAGAAUAUUACCAAUGGGAACACUAAGCGGUGGAAUUAACAAGAAAGGAAUCGAAUACUACAAUAAUCUCACCAAUGAACUCCUACGCAAUGGUAUAGAGCCAUUAGUGACACUCUUCCAUUGGGAUGUUCCCCAAGCCUUAGUGGACGAAUAUGGUGGUUUGUUAAGCCCUCGUAUUGUCGAUGACUUUAAAGCAUACGCAGACCUUUGUUAUAAGGAAUUUGGUGAUCGAGUAAAGCAUUGGACCACACUUAAUGAGCCAUAUACCGUUAGUAACCAUGGUUACACAAUCGGGAUCCACGCACCUGGACGAUGCUCUGAUUGGUAUAACCCAAAAUGCCUUGGUGGAGAUUCGGGUACUGAACCAUAUUUGGUGACACACCACUUACUCCUUUCUCAUGCAGCUGCUGUACAAUUGUACCGAGAAAAAUAUCAG